ACCCCCUAUCCAAAACCAAAAUCCCAUCCAUCUUGGGAGAAAAGGCUGCAAUCCAAAUGCUAGAAGAAGCUUGAGAAUUCACAAAACCCAAGCACCAUGCAGCUACCCCUUACCUCCUCUUCUUCUUAUUCUUCUGUACCUUGGUCUUCAUUUCAAUGUAAAACUCUGUCAUAUCCAAUAAAAAUUGGAACUCUAUGUUUCCAAAAGAAGCAAUUGCAGAUUUUUUGUUCUUCAAGUAAUCAUAACUUGAUCAAUGAUGAAAGUCUAUGUAAACAACAAGAAGAAGAGUGUUAUGAAGAGAAUUUGAAGAGGAGGGGUUUUGUAUUGUUCUUUUCUUCUUUGUCAUUAAGUUUGCUUUCUAGCAAUUCAUCUGUUUUUGCCAAGACAAAGAGUAAGAGCCCGUAUGAUGAAAACCGCCUGCUCGAACAAAAUAAAAGGGUUCAAGCAGGAAACAAUGCCCCUGAAGACUUCCCAAAUUUUGUUAGAGAAGGUUUUGAGGUUAAGGUAGUUACAUCAGACAAUUAUGUAAAGUGUGAUAAUGGACUAAUAUACUCGGACAUCAAAGUUGGUCAAGGUGAUUGCCCACAGGAGGGUCAGCAGGUGACUUUUCACUAUAUUGGUUAUAACGAAUCAGGUCGCCGUAUUGAUAGUACCUAUUUACAGGGAGCUCCAGCCAAAAUUCGUGUUGGCACCAACGCAUUGGUUCCAGGAUUUGAGCAAGGAAUUAGGGACAUGAGACCUGGAGGGAAAAGAAGAGUAAUCAUUCCUCCAGAUCUUGGACCUCCGGUUGGUCCGUCAACAUUUUUCAGUGCCAAGCAGUUCGAGGUUUUUGAUGUGGAAUUGCUCAGUAUACAAACUUGUGAAAGGAGAACGAUAUUAGCGUUUUACUCCGAUCUCGUGUGCAAAUGAGAACAGACCAUCGUUUUCGCCCUCAUGUAAUAGAAAUCAAUUUGCUUAGUUCUUUUUCACAAUUUUGUAGUGAAAUGUAAAGAACCGGCUAUUCUGUUAUGGCUCUUCUGUAAGGAAUUCAAGACAGAAGAAGACGCAUCUUCACGCAA
Molecule: messenger RNA, 1058 nt
Organism: Papaver somniferum (opium poppy)
Lineage: Eukaryota; Viridiplantae; Streptophyta; Magnoliopsida; Ranunculales; Papaveraceae
Product: peptidyl-prolyl cis-trans isomerase FKBP20-2, chloroplastic
Exons: 7
Coding region: 97-909 (270 amino acids)
Molecular function (GO): peptidyl-prolyl cis-trans isomerase activity
Source: RefSeq, a predicted model, not a curated record